AUGGUGGCUGCUGCUCCUACUCAAGCGAGGCCACAAGGGCGUGUCGGUGGCAGUAGCGACGGUGGUCAUAGGAAUAGAGAUACGGGUGAGGCGUCUCUGGCGGCUGAUCGUACCACAAUGCUGCGGGUCAGCAAUCUAACCCGUAAUGUAGAUGAGGAACACUUGAAUAAAAUAUUUGGAACGUAUGCUCGCGUUGAGAGUGUUCACCUGGCUGUUGAUGAACGGAGCCACCUCUCGAAAGGCUAUGCGUACGUCCUCUUCGCCACUCGUGAGGGGGCGGAGGAAGCUUUUCUCCAUGUAGACAAAGGACAGAUUGAUGGGAACGUGGUCAAGGUCGUUUUCGUAACACCCCCCGCACCUCCCGCCGAGAGGCCUCGGAAGGCAGCAGUGCCCAGUGGUACAAGCAGUGUCGGUGAUCGUUGCGUAGCCCGUCAUCUUCGAGCUCCUCAUCAUCUGCGUCUGGCCUCUCUUCCGAUACUGAUGGUCGACGCACACGUCGCAGAAGAGGUCGCUCAAGAUCUGGGGGAGAGCGGCGGGGUAACCGAGAUAGGGGCUACCGGCGAUAAGGAAGUUUAUCUCACGUUUCUGUGA
Molecule: messenger RNA, 591 nt
Organism: Perkinsus marinus ATCC 50983
Lineage: Eukaryota; Perkinsozoa; Perkinsida; Perkinsidae
Product: ribonucleic acid binding protein s1, putative
Exons: 7
Coding region: 1-591 (196 amino acids)
Biological process (GO): mRNA splicing, via spliceosome
Cellular component (GO): cytoplasm; ASAP complex; nucleoplasm
Molecular function (GO): RNA binding
Source: RefSeq, a predicted model, not a curated record